Molecule: messenger RNA, 2271 nt
Organism: Jaculus jaculus (lesser Egyptian jerboa)
Lineage: Eukaryota; Metazoa; Chordata; Mammalia; Rodentia; Dipodidae
Gene: Unc93b1
Product: unc-93 homolog B1, TLR signaling regulator
Exons: 11
Coding region: 60-1877 (605 amino acids)
Biological process (GO): intracellular protein transport; toll-like receptor signaling pathway; toll-like receptor 9 signaling pathway
Cellular component (GO): lysosome; endosome
Molecular function (GO): Toll-like receptor binding
Source: RefSeq, a predicted model, not a curated record
UCCCGCUGCUGGGGCUCAGGGCAGCGCCGCCGCGGGGAGCCCUCGGUCCAGGUCUGGCCAUGCAGGCGGAGCCGCCGCUCUACCCGGUGGCCGGAGCUGCGGGACCCCAGGAUAAUGAGGACCAGUUCGUGGUCCCCGAUGGGCCCGAGGCCCCGCUGGACGAGCUGGUGGGCGCGUACCCCAACUACAACGAGGAGGAGGAGGAGCGCCGCUACUACCGGCGCAAGCGCCUGGGCGUGGUCAAGAACGUGCUGGCGGCCAGCGCGGGCUGCACGCUCACCUACGGCGUCUACCUGGGCCUCCUGCAGAUGCAGCUGAUCCUGCACUAUGAUGAGACCUACCGUGAGGUGAAGUACGGCAACAUGGGGCUGCCGGACAUCGACAGCAAGAUGCUCAUGGGCAUCAACGUGACGCCCAUCGCCGCCCUGCUCUACACACCUGUGCUCAUCAGGUUUUUUGGUACCAAAUGGAUGAUGUUCCUAGCAGUGGGCAUCUAUGCCCUCUUUGUCUCCACCAACUACUGGGAACGCUACUACACACUCGUGCCCUCUGCUGUGGCCCUGGGCAUGGCCAUCGUGCCCCUCUGGGCCUCAAUGGGCAACUACAUCACCAGGAUGGCGCAGAAGUACUAUGAGUAUGCCCACUACAAGGAGCAGGAUGAGCAGGAGCCUCGGCAGCGGCCCCCACGGGGCUCCCACGCACCCUAUCUUCUAGUCUUCCAAGCCAUCUUCUAUGGCUUCUUCCACCUGAGCUUUGCCUGUGCCCAGCUGCCUAUGAUUUACUUCCUGAACUCCUAUCUGUACGACCUGAACCACACGCUGUUAAACGUGCACAGCUGCGGCACUAAAAGCCACGGUAUCCUCGCUGGCUUCAACAAGACCGUUCUGCGGACACUGCCUCGAAGCCGAAACCUCAUCGUGGUGGAGAGCGUGCUCAUGGCGGUGGCCUUCGUGGCCAUGCUGCUGGUGCUGGGCCUGUGUGGCGCCGCUUAUCGGCCCACGGAGGAGAUCGACCUGCGCAGCGUGGGCUGGGGCAACAUCUUCCAGCUGCCCUUCAAACACGUGCGUGACUACCGCCUGCGCCACCUUGUGCCCUUCUUCAUCUACAGCGGCUUCGAGGUGCUGUUUGCCUGCACUGGACUUGCCCUUGGGUAUGGCGUGUGCUCUGUGGGACUGGAAAGGCUGGCCUCCCUCCUCAUAGCUUACAGCCUGGGUGCUUCAGCCGCCUCCCUCCUGGGUCUGCUGGGGCUGUGGCUGCCACGAUCCGUGCCCUUGAUGGCUGGGGCAGGACUGCACCUGCUACUCACCCUCAGCCUGUUCUUCUGGGCCCCCGUGCCUCGGGUCCUGCAACACAGCUGGAUACUGUAUGUGGCAGCUGCCCUGUGGGGUGUGGGCAGUGCUCUUAACAAGACGGGACUCAGCACACUCCUGGGAAUCCUGUAUGAAGACAAGGAGAGACAAGACUUCAUCUUCACCAUCUAUCACUGGUGGCAGGCUGUGGCUAUCUUUAUGGUGUAUCUGGGCUCCAGUCUGCCCAUGAAGGCCAAGCUGACGGUGUUGCUGGUGACCCUGGUGGCUGCUGCUACCUCGUACCUGUGGAUGGAGCACAAGUUGAAGAGUGGCCUGGCCCCGCGCCAGCCGCGCAUCCCGCGGCCCCAGCACAAAGUGCGCGGCUACCGCUACUUGGAGGAGAACAACUCGGAUGAGAGCGACGCGGAUGCCGAGGCCGAGCUCUGCGGAGGCCAAGGGGACCUCACGGAGGAUGAGGCUCCCGAGGCUCCCGCCGCCCAGCCCGUAGACCCCGAGCCGGUUGGCCUCUGCCGCAGGCCCUGCCCCUAUGAACAGGCGCUGGGGGCCGAUGGACUGGAGGGGCACUGAGGGACCCCAGGAGCCAGUCCCAGGACCCUAGGACUCAGCUGCCUGCUUGCUGACCUCAGUUUACCACGCCCCAGGUUGAGGAAGGACCUUCCGACCCCUCCCAGGUAGCUGGGAAGGCCCCUCCCUUAUCUCCUAAAUCUUGUGUUAGCCGCCUCCAAGAGUGUUAGGGGCCCGCCUCCAGGACCCUUGUCCCGGCCUGAUGCUCCCAAGUGGCCCGCAAUUGUCCCAACCGAGAUGCAGCAUUCUUGCAUAUCACACUCCAGGCCACCCUUGUGCCCCUCUCGCUGUGGGUCUCUGGACUGCCGGCGACCUGCGCUUUAUAUUUCCUCCUCCCAAGUUGUCUAGAGACAACUGUAACAGAAAAUGAGCAAUAAAUUGUUUUGUAUUGUCCUAA